Orbicella faveolata is the source of this 1966-nucleotide messenger RNA. RefSeq lists its product as uncharacterized. Lineage: Eukaryota; Metazoa; Cnidaria; Anthozoa; Scleractinia; Merulinidae. The record is from RefSeq and is a predicted model, not a curated record.
GAUUCAAUAUAAGAAACUUCAGUAUCAUGAUGAUCAUUGAUUCCACUCUGAGUUUUUUGCAACCUUUCCCAUUAAUAAUACUUUUUACUAUUAUAUCCAUAUUGAUUAUGUAGAUCCAACCUUAAGCACAUUUGUACAAUUGUUCAUAAUUUUAGGAUGCAGGUCACCAGUUUCUGAUAAAUGGGGAACCUCGAUCACUUCGGGGAUCAGUUGCUUUUUUUUGCGGGGAUAAUCUUGGCUCCCAGUUCAUUGGAGGAUUCAAGGAAGGAUCGCAGGCGCAUAGACCUUGUAGGGAGUGCAUGGGCGACAAAAAUCAGAUUAAGACUCAUUUUCAUGAAAGAGAUUUUGUUUUGAGAACCCGUGAUAGCCAUAACAGACAGUGCAUUCGACUUGUCAACAACCCACAUUACAGUAAGACGUAUGGUAUCAACUCUGAUUCUGUUCUGAACAAAUCAAGGUAUUAUCAUGUGGUUGGCGGGCUGCCUCCAGAUGCAAUGCAUGAUAUCUUGGAAGGUGUUCUGCAUUACAGUGUCAAAGAAACGUUGAAAGUAUUGAUAUUUGAAAAGCAAUUUAUUACAAUUGAUGAACUCAAUGAACGCAUCUCUUCUUUUGAUUAUGGCUAUCAAAAUGAUUCAAACAAGCCAGCACCAAUCCAGCGAAGUCGCCUUCUGUCAGAUGACCACACUAUCAAACAGCAUGCAAACCAAAUUUGGUGCCUGGCCAGAAAUCUGCCUCUUCUGAUUGGUGGUCUUAUUCCUGAUGAAGAUGAACACUGGGGUCUUUUCUGUGAUUUGCUUGAGAUAAUGCGCAUAAUUUUUGCACCAACAGUGAGUGCUAAUCAAGUGGCUUAUUUACAAGUUUUGAUUCAAAAUCACCAUGAGAAGUUUAAAGAAUUAUAUCCAGACUGUUCCAUAACACCCAAGAUGCAUUACAUGAUACAUAUGCCACGAACAAUAUUGAGGUACUAAAUAAAUCAGUGUUUAGAAGGAUAACUUGUUAAUGAAUUAUUGCUAUUUUUGGCCCUCAAGUUUGUUAUUGAAGCUUUCCAAAGUAAACUUCACCUUUGCUGGAUCUUUAACAAGCCAAAGUGAAACUUUAAGAUAACAAGUCCUUGGUUAUUUGUAUGAAAGUCAUUAAAAUUGGAAAAUUUAAAUUAUCAGGCAGCUUAAUUUAUUGACUAUCAGAACUGGGUAUGACACGCGCCUCAUACAGUUUGAUGUAACACAAAAGAAAUAAUCACGCAGCUUAACAUUUUGACUAUCAGAACUGGCGGGUGGCACGCCUCAUACAGUCUGAUGUAACACAAAAGAAAUGAUUAUGCAGCUUAAUGUAAUAACUAUCAGAACUGGCGGGUGGCACGCCUCAUACAGUCUGGUGUAACACAAAAGAAAUGAUUAUGCAGCUUAAUGUAAUAACUAUCAGAACUGGCGGGUGGCACGCCUCAUACAGUCUGAUGUAUUAACACAAAAGAAAUAAAUAUGCAGCUUAAUGUAAUAACUAUCAGAACUAGCGGGUGGCACACCUCAUACAGUUUGAUGUAACACAAAAGAAAUAAUCAUGCAGCUUAAUGUAAUAAGUAUCAGAACUGGCAGGUGGCACACCUCAUAGAGUCUGAUGUAACACAAAAGAAAUGAUUAUGCAGCUUAAUGUAUUAACUAUCAGAACUGGCGGGUGGCACGCCUCAUACAGUCUGAUGUAACAAAAGAAAUAAUCAUGCAGCUUAAUGUAUUAGCUAUCACAACUGGCGGGUGACACACCUCUUACAGCUUGAUGUAGUCAACUUAUUGUCCAUCGCUCCAGAUGAGCUGACAUUCUUUAAGGUACUUCCAGUUUUUAAAUACAACCUUUAUUUCAACAUGAUUACAUAUCACUUAGCUUUCACCAAGUGUGGGUUCGAUACCUCAGGUCAGUUGUGUCAUUACAUAGUGAACAUUGAUGAUGAUGUACAACUUUUGAUUUAGCAUUG